UUUUAAAGCUGAUUUAAUUAUUAUUUUUUAUGAAAAUUCCAAUAAUAAGUAGACUAUUUAGAUAACUGUCCAUUAAUAGAUUCUAGACAAAUGUCAAAGUGUAAACAAAGUUUAAAAGAUUGAGUAAAAUAGCAUUGAUUAAUAUUAGAAUUAUUGGACUAAAUUAUCGGACCUAGAGACAUAGUAGGGUCUAUCUAAAUUUUGAUAAUUGUUUUUAUUACAAAGAUAUAGACUCUAGUUCCUAUUUAUACAAAAAAAAAAUGUUUAUACUGAGAUAGUAAUUUUACUAGAAAAAAAAAAAAUCAUUGAAACUAGCAAAGCAGAUUUAUUGGGAUAUGUAUGUCUAGAAAUUUUUAACCUCUCUUGACUACUUCCCAACAAUUCCUUGAAAUUGAAUAGGGAAAACAUUUAGAGUUAUAUUUUCUUUAUUUUUUUUUAUUACUAGUCUAACUUCAUAAUAGAAAGAUUACUAGACUUUGAAUGCAGUGUUAUUCUCAUUAUUAAAUUAAUGUCUUUUUUUCAAGCCCUUAAGUGUAAAAGUAUACAUCUAUGCAUGUAGACUAGACUAAAUCUUGUGACCUUAAAUAAAAAUGUACCGCGCACUUUAUGCAUACAAAAGCGAGUUACCGAAAUACUUGUCUUUUGAAGCUGGUGAUAGGUUUACUCUGCUUGACACUUCUGUAUCGAACCAGUGGUUCCUUGCCCAAAAUGGUCUUGGUAAUGUCGGAUACGUCCCAUUCAACUACAUAAAAAAAAUUGAGGCAACAACAGACCAGCAAGUAAAAUUCAUUGAUGGUGCUAUGGAGGCCAUUCAUUUGCAGGCUACCAAUGCAGGAGGGCAAUAUACUCAUGAACAAAGGGUUAUUAUGAAGAGGCUAGUGAAGCAUCGAAGUGAGGUUAUAAAAAAUGCUCCACCUGAAGAAAAAAAAUCAUCUACUCGAAGGCGUCCUGCUCCAGCACCCCCUGUUGACAAAUCUGCUACUGUUGAGUUAGGAGAUCAAGAGAAAGGAUUAUCUAUCAUAGGGCAACAGAUAACACCCAAGUCUCCCAGUGAUAAAAAAGAGUCUGUUGAUAGCUUUGCCCUGCUAAGCAAAGAAAAAAAGAAAACUGGGAUGUCAAAAACCAAGAAGAGUGAAUCUCGGCUCAGCUCGGCUCAUUCAGAUAUCUGUAGUAAAGAAACCUCCCCCAAAGAUACAGUGAAAAAAAGUAAAAGUGUGACAAGCAGUAUUGGCCAAGCUCCAUCCCUUGUCUCAUCUUUCUCUAGCAAUGCCAGUGAUUUAACUACUACUGACUCAAUUACUGAUGCUUCCAAGACUUCAGAGGGUAGUGAUGACAUCAAUACGCUUCACUACAACAUGGUUACUUGUGGAACAAUGUCUGCUAGCCAUGACUCUGGCUCUGAUGUCAUGGACAUUGAUGACAGCAGGUACCUGCAAGAAGUUGAAAUGGAUAGAGAUCAGGAGGAGAGUAAUGAAGAAUGGCAUCUGAAUAAUAAAGGCCAAAAUUUGUCUUCCAAGUCACCUCAGUCACAAGAAAUGUCUCAUCUAAACAGUAGAAGCACUGAUGGUGAGGCAGAUCUAGGGUUUGGUAUAUCGUCUUCAAAUGUGGACUACAGAGAAAACUAUCAGGGAAAUGAUACCAACAGUCCAAUUGAAGAUCUACCACCGCCACCUCCUGAAAUAUUUAGUUCUGUGCUUGAUGACAAUUUCUCAGGAGAUGAGGGCUUGCCACCGGCACCUUGUGACCUAACUCCAACUGAAGAAAUACUCAAAAUGGAUGACAUGUAUGUCAGCUUGAAUUCAGACAUUCUUGAAUUGUGUGGACGAAGACCUCUAGAAGAAUGUUGCUGUGAUGAUUUUCAGCCCAAGUUUGACCCCAAAGGAACUUUUUUUGCUCAAAACUCUUUGGCACUUCCAGCUUCAAAAAGUGUUCACAUCAAAAACAAAGACAGACAUGAUUCUAAACUGGCUUCAAGGAUUUUCGCCUCUGUGUUAAAAAAUCCAGAUGCUGCGAUCAGCCAGGAUUCGCUUCGUAGGCAGCAAGAACUACUGGAGCUUGCCCAGGUCCAUUGUGUGCAGGUCACUCAUGCAGAUUGUGAGGAGAUGAUUGGAGAAUUUAGGAAAUUGACAAAUCUUAGCCAUGAAGAAAGUCACUGGGCCAUCUUAGCAGUGAUGAAUAUGCUUGCAGCUAAGGUGCCUCACAUCCGGCCAUCUUUAGAGGUUGUUGGCUUGCGUUUUAACUUAGCUCAUGAGUGCCGCAGCACAGGGAAAGAUUAUCAGUGCGACGAUACUUUGGCCAUUAACCGGCUCAUUUCAGAACUGGCAGCUGUUACCAAUGACUCCCAACAGCGUGGUCACUAUCUCAGGGAUGACCUAGACAGCAUUAUUGACAUCAUCUCUGGAUUGACAGAUACACUAAGUAAUGCUAAACACUGUGUUAGUGUGGCAGCUAUACAAAAGGACAACUAUGACAUGGUGGAAGUGAUUGCUAAGUAUUAUCAAAUGGAAACUAGAUGGGUGAUACAUUCUUGCCUACUUCAACUUGUAGAAACCAUUUGUCGGCUGAACUCUCUGGCUAUUCAAGAAUUUUUAUACUCAGAACUUCCCCAAGAAUUAGUGGCAGAAAUGCAGCAGCAUCAUAAUUGUGAUACUCGAGUUCUGCAAAUUGCUAAAACUCUAGGAAUCAUUUUCAUGAAGGGCCAGCCAUCACCACAUAAACUUGCCUCUACAAUGGACAUUCACUUCUUCAUAUGGCUGCUGGGAAUGUCUGAAAUGAUGGCAGAGAAGAAUCGACUCAAUGAUGUGGACAUGCUCCUGGCGCUGGUAUGUGCUUAUCACCUACAGCAUGAAGGCUGCACACAAAACCCAGUCACUGAUGCUUUCAAGAUGGCACAAGGCCAUGCACUGUUGGCAUCCUCAUUAAUCUUCCUAUCCAAACAUGAUGACCCUACAAGAGUUUUAGAGUCCGGCGUUGAAUCAAAAGUUAACUCUGUUAUUCUCCUGUUGACUAACUUGUAUGACAACAUCGACACAUCAGAUCUACUUUACACCAAUGAUGUUGAGGCACUUAUUGGUAUAUUUGAAGAGUUUCUACGUGACUUGAGCAGAGAUGAUCCAAAGCGGAAGGAAAUACUUCAUCUCCUUGAAAAUUUCAUGAGAAACUAUCCUGAUACAGUUACACUCCGGGGAUCCCUGAGCCAGCGAUUAGGUCCCCUUCUUUUCAAUAUAAGAGAAGAGAAAAAUAAAUUUGGAGAAAUGGCGGCCCGUAUACUGGAGGACAAUAGCGUUAUUUUUUGUGAUGCAUAAUUGAUUUCAGGCUCAUAUUUAGAUUUUUCUGUGGCUUGAGACUAAGUUUUAAUCCCUUUUGAAAAGGCAUUCUUAACACUUGUUGGUGGUUAUCUGUUUUGUAAAUUAUGCUUAAUGUAAUCUGGAGUGUAACUGUACACAAAAAUUAAUCUUACUUUUCUGAUCUACUUGAUCAUUAAAAAUCAGUGUGUGAAUUGUUUGUUUUUAAAGUAGGGACCAUAAUAUUAAAGGCUGAGUGCGAAGUUGCUCAACUAAGAGUUUUAGUUUCGGUGAAGGCAUAUUUUUGGGAUUGCAGGACCUUCCUUAGUCCAGCCAGCUCUUGUCGUUAAUGCGUGACACUUAUAAAAGCAGUUAGCACUCCAGAUAAUAUUUGGCAUUGUGGUCUUGUGCAAUUCUGUGUAUUUGUAAAUUUUGUUAUGAAUAAAAAUUGCUUGUACUUGGUUUAGUAAAUUUUAAUAUUUAAGAAUUAUUUAGUCAAUACUAAUUGUUUCAAUUGUUUAUAAGCACUAAUGACUUGUAUCUCACUUUUCAUGAUGUUGAGUUUUACAAACACCUGUUGAGGCAUUCAUCUCACUGUUAAUAUUUACAAAGUUAGUGAACUAACUGCUGAAUUCAUAAGACUAUAGAAUAUAUAAAGUACUUAGCAUUUCUAAUUGUUAUUAAAUCAACAUCAUUGACAUCCUAGCCCUAUAAUGUAUAGCUGUAUAAUAUAAUCAAUAGCCGUAUAAUGUGUGUUAUAGAUGUUUAUUUACUAGAAUUCUAAUACGUGUAAUCAUACUUGUGGGGGUUUGUGGCAUUGCUUUCCUGGCUACCAUUUUACUACUAUGUUCUAGAACAGGGGUUCUCAACCUGUGGGUCGCGACCCCCUCGGGGGUCGAUUAACGAUUUGCCAGGGGUCACCUAAGACCAUCGGAAAAAUGGAUUGUUAUUGUCUAUUGUUCUGUUGCUGUAUGUAUGUGCGGGGGGGGGGGGGGGUCGCGGCAGAGUGGGGGGUUGUAAAAAGGGGUCGCCGAGCCUAUAAGGUUGAAAACCUCUGUUCUAGAAGUAUCGUGGGUAGUGGUGAAGUAGACUUAUAGUGAAGAGGAGAACUGGUAAAUAAGCUUAGACAUGAAAUAAUUGUCACAAGGUGGCAAGAAGGGAAAGCAUUUGAAAAUAUACUUGAUAGUAUUUGCUAGAAAAGUAUAGGCAGUCAUUGCUUAGCCACACAGACCCACAUAAUAAUACAUGUGUGAGCUUGACUAGACUUUCUUAUUUUCCAAUUACACAUGUAAAUAACAAAAAGUAAUUAUUUAUUUUCUACUUUAUAAAAAAAAUUGAUUGUUGGUUAUCUUAUUUUAUUUUAUAAAAUACAGACGUUACUUCAAAAAAGAAGAUGAUUACAUCCUAGUCGAAGUCUUCACUACAGCUCAGUUUUGUGUGUGUCACUGUAAAAACUGUACUGCAUCCUGUACAUACAUUGAAAUAGAACUCCAUGGUUUACAUUCAUUCUGCUCAAUUCUCUGAUCAUUAUUGAUUUAUCAGCUCUACUUCAAUCUUUGCCUUUGUGAUGGUACCUAGUGAUUUAUGCAUUUUCCCUUUUACAUUUUUUAUAUAAAAUUUACAAUAAUUUAAUAUUAUCUCCAGUACAAAGCACUACUAUUGAAAUUGGCUGCUAAUCAAUUCUUUACCUAAUGAAAAGUUUCAAUCUUGUUGUAAAAUGGCUUAGCUUAUUAGUAUUAGUAAGUUAAAUGGCAUUAAGCUCUAGUAGAAAUUGUAAAGUUCUUUAUCUGGGCUCUUGAGCUGAUUUUACAAACUUUGUAGCAUCAUAUUUUCUUUGCUUGACUUCAGUUUAUAUGUGUGCAAUACAUGUUCAAAUCAUUACAUACACAGAGAGAAAUGUUGGAACCUGGUUGGUGAGAUAUUUAUGAUUUGUUUUUUUCUCUUGUUUUCAUAACACAUAUUCCAUUUUAAGGUGAUACUCUUUAUCUGAUUUUUUUAAAAUUUCAUUUUCUAAAUGUUGUAUUUAUAUUUAUGUAUUUUUUUUUAGUGAUUUUUUAAAUAUGAUUUCAGUGACUGUAUUUUAAACAACAUUUAAUAUUUAUCAUACUUUUCAUACGUAUUCAUCUUAAAUAAUGUUUUGAUUACUCAAGGUUUUAUCUAUUUUAGCAAAGUCCAUUUGAAUCAGAGGGCUACAAAUUGACUCAAAUGGAGUGCUAUACAUAGAACAAAAAAAGUUAACAUUUUCAGGUUUAUAUCGAUUCCUGUAAGCUAGUUAACUUUCUGGAGUUCUUAGUCUUGAAGGCUAGUUGAAGAACUUCUUUGACAUAUGCUCUGACCUAACUUUAUUGAUCUCAAGGUAGUAUUUAUAUACCAGUGACAAAUUACAUUGUCUUUCAAGCAUGUAUUUCUUCUCUAUGGUUCCAGCAUUUUGUUCACAAAUUUAAUUUAAAAAAUAGUCCAACGUUCUUCUCACUCCAUGAUUUAAAAUUUUCUCUCUCCAUAUUCUGCAGUUUCAAUAGAAAAUUUCUUGAUAGUGUUUGUCUGAUUGGUUUAGGGUACCCUAAAUUUCUUUUUAAAAAAAGUGGACAACUUUUGCUUCUCUAGAAGAAAAAAUUAGCUUUAUAUGUUAAAAGGAAGGGUACCUUGUAUGUUAUCAAGGCUUUUUUUUUACUAGCUAGUUUGGGUUUUUGUGGCUUUUUACAUCUUGGGAGAUAUUUUCCCUUUACAACUUCUCAUGUGCUUAGAGGCCAAGCCAGUUGGGCAUAUUGUAGUCAUCUGAUGCUGCUUAAUUUUGAGACUUUGUUCCUGCUUCUGUUAUUUAAGGUUGCUCCUUUAGACUUGCCCUCAUGUGAGUGUAUUCUGUUCUUUUUUUUUUCCUACCAACUGUUGGUGUCUAUCUGGAAGUGCUUCAUGUCACGCUCACUAUGCUGUAAAUGCUCCAGUUGUUGAGAAAACUUAUUAAGUCAGUGAUGCCCAACAUAAUUCAAUAUGCGGGCCAUUUUAAUUUCCAACACUAGUGUCACGGGCCACAUGAUGGAAAAGAUACAAAAACUUAAUGAAAUUGACCUGAAACUAUUUUAUUUCAAACCACAGGAUCUAGUACUUACAUUAAAUUAUUGGGAUAUUGGAAUUUUCUCUUUACACUUCAUAAAAUGGCAUAAAAAGUUCUGUUUGUAUUUUGUGUUCUUAAAAAAAACAAAAACAUCCACACUUUCAUGUUGGCUAGUAAUGGUAUCAUGUUCUACAAAAAAGUAAAGAUCCGUUCACUUUACUGAAUAGAUUCUAUAGUCCUAUUUCAUCAAUGCACAAAUGUUCAAUGUGAGGGCCUUAACGCAGGUAAAGAUACAUUUUUAAAGGGGGGGGGGAAUUGUCUAUAUUUUGUGCCGAUGUUUCGGUGGGCCGAACGGAGGCACAUCCGGCCCGUGGGCCGUAUUUUGGGCAUCACUGACUUAAGUGAUUCAUUAGUAUUUUGUGCUAAAUUAAUCUAUCAAAACUCAGUCUACUGUUUACUAUCUACUUCUAGAAGUUUUUAGUGUAGAUAACAAUGGAAAUGAAAGGUGUAAAGAUUUUCUGUGUCAAUUAACAGUAUUUCACAUCAAAACAAUUUCAAUUUUAGAACUAAAACUGUCUGAUUUUACUAUUUUGUAACCUAACAGAAAAUCAGAAAUUAGUUUUAAAAUUAAUAUAUUUUGCCUAGUUUUAGAUUUUGGUAAGAGAAAUGGUUUAUUUUUUUUUAAAUAUAGAAACAGAUUUAAAGCAUUUGUUUUACAUAUAUAUUAUGUAUGUUUAAAAAAUUAUCUGCUUUGAACAAAUUUAAAAAAAAAAAUUUUAUUUGCAUCAAUCUAUUCCACUGUGGUAUAGCGAGACCAACAGUCACAGGGCUGUACAUGGCAUUAAUUAUUGGUCUAAACUGCCCACAGGUUGUGAAGUUGCAGGUCAGUGUUGAGGCCUUCUAUAACGAAUAAUUAUACACGAUGUCUAUGACAGCCAGUUUUACAAACUGUUAUAAAAUUUCAAUAUCAAACUUUUCUUGGUAUGACUUGUUUGCAUUCUAAUUGAGUUCACACUUUAAUUUAGCAUAAUGAAUGAUGGGAUUAUUAAUAAAUACACCAAAUUUAAAUGAUUAUUAAGUGACAUUCAAAGGAUUGUGUCAUUUAGUUCGAAACUCAGCUUCAAUAUUUUAAUUCCAUGUAUAUCAUUCAAUGCUGUUGCCAAUAGGUGACUCUCGUGUUAAUUUCUUUUUAAACAUUACUGUAUUUUCUUUGUUUUCAGUAUUUUGUGGGUCAAUGUUUGUGUUGUUUUGAUGAAUUUUCUUCAAAUGACUUAAUUAAGGACAUUUUCAGAUUGUAUUAUAUGUCCAAUACAAUAUACACAUUCUUUUUUUUUUUUACUAGUUAUCUUCAGAUUUACAUUAGCUUUUUAUGUUAUGAAAAAGUUCACUAUUUUGAUUUAGUAGACAUACUUUUAGUCAGCAAUAUACUUAAACAAUUUAACCUUAUUGUUCUUUUUAAAUAAAAAAAAAUAAAAUAAAAUAAAUCUCAGCUUGGUACAGUUCUGAAGAUAAAAACAGCAUAGCAUCACUUUAUUCCAGACCCCCCCCCCACCCUUUUCCUGUUUUUGUUUUACAAAAUAACUUACUAAUCCUAACACUGUUUUUUCAGUACAAUCUAUACGAUUUUAUUUGAUUUGUCCCUUUUUUUUUCUUCUUUUAAUAACAUUUCUUUCAAAUUUCUAGCUAGAGUGUAUUUGGUAGAGACAAUUAUUGCAUGCAAUUUCACUACCUCACAAUCACAAUUUCAAUUUUGUAAUAGAUAACACAAAAAUAAAAAAACAUGUCUGUUGUUUUAAAUUGAUGCUUAUAGAGUGCUUAUUGUGUUUAAGUCUUAUUAUCAUGGUGUGUUGACCUUACUUCAAUAAUAUACAGACCUACUACAAAGAAAAAAAAAAGUUGCAACAUCAACACAGUACAAGCUAACCAUUAAAUAGCAAUAAUAAUUUAUUAUUACAAUUAUAACAUAACAAUGAUACAUUAGUAGAUAGAGAAGUUGACAGCUGAAUGAUUUGAAAGUUGGUAAAGAGCAAUAGAUAAGGUUGUACAUGUAGAGGGCAACAUAGAAAAGGUUGUACAUGUAUAGGGCAACAGAAAAAAAAAAUCCCAUGCAACAAGCAAACAUUAACUUGCAAUCAUCUCGGCAUUUCAGAGAAAUUAAAAAGAAAUAGUUUUGAGCAGUGAUGCAAACAUUUCAUGCUAGUGACCUGAUGAUAUCCAGCCCCUCCAAACUUCUGACCAAAAUACAUAAUGAGGUCAAGUUCCAACGGACUCGGACUCAAUUUUUUUUAUUUAUUUUUUUGCAUUGAAGCAGCCCAAGCCAUGCUUGUGGCUAAGUCAUGUGGUCCCCCUAGCCAGAAAAUAGUUGGGCACCACUGGUUGUAAUGAAGCACAGUGUUUAUACUCAAGUCCUUCUAACUACUGCAAGUGCUAGAGAUUUGAUUAACAGUUUUAAAAUACAAUUGGUUUUUAUUGUAUGCAAUUCAUGUUAUUGCUUUAGAGCAUAAAAUGUUACAGAAUUAGCACAUUUGAUUUGCACAAAUAGGAAAAUAAUGUCACUAAGAAAAACUAAAACAAGUGUCAAUGUACAAGCAACAGCUUGUUUUUUUUUAAUGCAAUGAGUUUGCUUUUAUAAUGAUGUAUAUUUUGUUAUAAAGUGUGUUUCUUUAACACUUUAUAGUGUCUUAUCUGUAAUAAUGUUGAGAGUUGUUGCCUUGACCGUAGACAUGCUACCAAAUGGAAAACAUUUCCAAUGAAUUCAAAUGGUAAAGAGGCAAACAGAAGAUAAGAGGAGAGGGUAACUGAACAAGCAAUAGCAAGGAUGAAGUUUAUGAUAUCAAGUGAUGAUAAUUUCCACACAAACUUCAUUAAUAUGAAUAUAUAACUGUACAAAUAUACAAGAUCUGGAUAAUUAUAAUAAUUAAUAUUAUAAGAAACACUUAGCAAAUAAAAGGUACAGUUAUGAUUACAGUACCAUCCGAUGCGUUUGGAUCUUAUCAAUAUAAGAACUGUUAAUGGUGAAUUCUUACUAGAACUAGAAUGAUGACUAAGUAUUGGCUGAAAUAAUUCAAUUAACAACAUUAUGCAGCAUUUACAUGUUAAGUAGAUUAAGAUUGUAUGAUGAUUUGUUGACUUUAAUGUACUUUAGCUUAAAAGUAACUGAGCAGAAUUUACAAAUUAUUUUGAGGUUAAUCAAAAUCUGAGCCCAACAUAUUAGCUAUGUCUCUUGCAAUCUCUCAGUGUUGAGAAAAAUCGAAGCCUAGUUGGUCAGAUAAGGUAGUUCUCCACUCAAACAUCUGUGAUCUGACUUUUAAAUUUAAAAAAAACGGACACAAAAUCCUGAAAACAAAAGGGCAGAUUUGAACAUUUCAAACCAAAGUUUUAGAGAAAUGUGCUGAAACAGUAACAAUUCAUGAAGCUAUCAAUAGAAUCAGAAGCUGCCAUAUAAAUCAUUCAUGCACAUCUAUAGACUGGACCCAGAGAUUCCAGUGUUUCUGGAAUCGAGCUUAAAAACAAAAAAUAUGAGGUAAAGGUUAAAAAAAACAACAAAUUUCUUCUCCACUAUGAUUAACUUGAAGAGUAAGAAUCUGAACAUUAGAUUAUAAUAUUGAACAGGAUGACCAAAACUGCAAUAAUGACAAAAUCUCAGAUCACACUUUGUAUGUUGGAUAUAAUCAUGAUGCACAUUAACAGUAAACAAAUACCUAUAUGAAUAGUUCACUGCUUAAGAAAAAAUGAAUUUUUUUAAUAGCAUAAAGAAUCUAAUUAGGACCAACACUAAAAAGACAUGACAACAACAAAAAAAAGUGCCUGUUAGGUUUGUAGUCCAGGCAACCAUAAAUUGAUUGAAUUAAGUCCAGGCAACCAUAAAUUGAUUGAAUUAAGUCCAGGCAACAAUAAAUUGAUUGAAUUAAGUCCAGGCAACAAUAAAUUGAUUGAAUUCAGCCCAGGCUUGUUACUUACACCCCUUUUGAUGUAUUUACACCUGUAACAUGAACUGCCUAACCUCUAUAAGCCAUUGGAUGGUUUCUUCUUUUCUCCACCUUAACAAGCUUCAACAACUCAGUACAAACAUAGAAAUAAAUAGAAAUAAAAUGUUCAACUCAUGUCAAGAUUUUAUUUAACAAAAAAAAAACUUCUGUUACCGGUAUUACAAUCAGAAAUUAGAGGUACCAAUUAUUAAAACAAAUAUUAUUUUGAUUAUUCUUCCAAACAACUUUCUCUACUUCAAAACUUGGAUGCUACAGACAUUUAGAUAAGACAACAGCCUUUGUAUAUGACAGAGACUAUUUAAAAGAUGCCAUUACAUUUUGUGUACCAAAUAAUUAAAAUGUAUGAAGAUUGAAACUACAGAGACAAAAGAAAUAUAUCCUCUUGUGCCUCUCCAAGAAAAUAAAUGCAAAAAAUAACAACAUUUAUUCAGUGCAGCCAGUAGUAAGUUAUGUCAUGGGUUAAAGGUCAUGGACAUGACAAGUGAGGUUUAAAAGUCAUGGACAGAAAAUAAGAGUCUACAUUCAAUGUGGAUAUUGUUACAAGCCAAGCUUUACAUUUAGAUAAGAUAAUCUUUUGAAAAUACAGUGUAAAUAUGUGAUACAGUUUGGCAAUAGCAACAUAGACAAACAUUAUAUGCCUAUAUAAUCAUAGCUUAUAAGAAAAGCUUUUUUUUUCCCCAAUACAUUCAAUCAGACACACUUUAUUAAUGUAUAUAAUAACAAGAUUUUAAUAAUUACUAAAUAUUGGGUUUUUUUUUGGUAGUUAUUUAACAGAUCAUAGAAUGUAUGGCAGUUAAAAUGUUUCCGUGAACUUGUGGGUCACAGGAACACCAACGGUCUUUAAAGAAAAUAUAUAAAUUUAAUCAUAAAAAAACUAAUCAUAAAAAUGGUCCAUUAGUAAAAGGUACUUCACAGGAAAAAAAAAAAGAAAA
Molecule: messenger RNA, 11257 nt
Organism: Biomphalaria glabrata
Lineage: Eukaryota; Metazoa; Mollusca; Gastropoda; Planorbidae
Exons: 12
Coding region: 591-3305 (904 amino acids)
Biological process (GO): endocytosis
Molecular function (GO): protein binding; Arp2/3 complex binding
Source: RefSeq, a predicted model, not a curated record